CCACAGAGAAAAGGAAAAGUAGCCUAAUUUAAAUAUUCUCAUAAGGCCAAUUGCUAGUAAAAGAAUGUGCUUGUAAGAAUAGUAUAUACUUCAACAGAAAAAAAGAUCGACAGUCGACUUGCCUUGUUUUCCUUUUAUGGUAUGCUACUUCGCGACGUUCAGAACAGACCAGGCUAUCUUGAAUGUGCCACGUUUAUAUCCUUAUUCCUGGCAUUUAGUUAUUUCAGACUUUGAUAAGGCAUUUCUGGGGAUGGCUGGGGUAACUUUCCUGCGAUAUGCUGGACGGACUGUUCUUCGGGUAACUGGUAACGGGAUCAACAAAUUCAGAGAGCAAAAUCGACAAUUCUUCACUGCGGCCAGAAAGACCACCCCAUCUUGCAAUAUAAAUUGUAAAAUCCGAAGAGCAGCAUUCCUGUUCAGCAUACCUUAUCUGAGCCAUGAAGCCUACAAGAGAGUACAUAGUACAACUAUAGUCCAUGCUUUAGAUAAAGCUGAAGACGUUUUGGAGCAAGCUGAUUAUCUGUACAGCUGUGGAGAGACUGAGAAACUAUAUCCACUUUUGCUGCGGUGUCAGAACAGUAAUGACGCAGAGUACUUGUGGAGACUGGCACGAGCAUCUCGGGAUCUCUCCCUCCUCUCCAACAUAACUGCAGAGGAGAAGAAGAGGCUUACGUUUGAGGCCUUUGAGUACGCCAAGAAGGCCCUUGAAAACAAUGAAGCUAGUUUUGCUGCGCACAAGUGGUAUGCCGUCUGCCUUAGCGAUAUAGGAGACUAUGAGGGGGUCAAAGUGAAAAUAGGCAACUCGUAUAUAAUAAAAGAGCAUUUAGAGAGAGCCAUAGAGCUUAAUCCAAAAGAUGCCACGUCUAUUCACAUUAUGGGGCAUUGGUGUUUUGCUUUUGCCGAGUUACCUUGGUAUCAACGCAAAGUGGCAGCUAUGAUUUUUGCAUCGCCUCCCACAGCCACUUAUGAAGAGGCUUUGGCAUUCUUCCUGAAAGCAGAAGAAGUUGAUCCUAACUUUUACAGUAAAAAUCUGUUGAUGUUGGGGAAGACAUAUAUGGCUAUGAAGGACAAAGAGAGUGCUGUGCAAUGGCUCAGCAAAGCAAGGGACUACACCCCACAUACUGAGGAGGACAAGGAGGUCAAUAAAGAAGCUGUUGAGCUCCUGAAGAAUCUGAUCGCAUGAAGUGACCAAGUAGUUUGGCGACAGGAAUGAGUGCAUUGUAUGACACUGUUUAAAAAUUAAAAUCUCACUACAACAACUCUCAAAAUAUGUAUAUACAUAUAAUUCAAAUUAUAGAUUUCAUAUUAAAUAUAUAUUGAUAUUUAAAUAGUGUACCCUAAUACAAAUUUGAUAACCUUUCCUCAAUCUAGAGACUGGAAUAAUCUGUAAACGGAGGCCAUGAUAUAUUGGGUUUUAAAAAUUAAAAGGUAGGAUUGCAAGUUUUACAGCUAGGUUUGAUUAAAGUCUAAAUGUAUAUCAAUAACAAAGGUUGUUUAAGGGGUGUAGCUUCCUUUUAAAAUGGAGCAACCAUCAGCAUCAAAGUGGGAAUCAAGUUUGUUUUCUGUUUUUUUCUGUCCUAAUGAGGUGGCUGAAAUGAAAUUGACACCAACCCUUGAUGGUCUAGGCAACUAAUAUUAGAAUAAUUGUGAAUUAAAUUAAUUGAAAACAGUUUUAAGGUAGUAAGAUACAUUUAUUAAAUAUGGUUCUGUCCACAGGCAAGAACCCCCUCCCUCCCAAAUGGAGGGGGGAGGGGGGGGGGAAUCUGCCUUUAAGAAUAAAAUAAGUUGUUUGUUUUCUGAUUCCAGGUUAUAGUGCCAGGUUAUAGUUUUAUCACAAACUAAUCUAUACAUUUGGGUAAAAUAUUAUUUAGAAAUCAGGAAUUCUAUACACAUCUCCAGUAUAGAGGAUGUUCUGUACAGUGUAGGUGUUAACAAUGAGUAUUAACACACAAUAUCCAGAUUCACACAAUAACACAGAAUUCAUCCAGGAUACAAACAAGGCCUGUCAAUGAGAAGGCUUGUAAAUAAAACAAUGAAGUAUGUUAAGUUGAAUUCACCGUUAUGUUGAACCAUGAAUUCACAGUACAAAUACCAUUGUACCAUUACACCCGUUAUGCUUUGUACAAUAAAUAAAUACAAAUUAUACGUCGAUUUUUGGGGGGGAUUAUUGAUUUGUUCAAAAGGAAGCAUGUUAAUAUUACUGUGUUCAAUUGAUUUACUUUGUUCCUUAUGCAUACAAUAGUAAUUACAAAUGUUCCUCCUCUGUGGCACAAAUACAUAUACACACGGCUAAUAAACUUUACUGAUCACAAGAGAUGGGUUUUCAGUGAUCUGGCCAGAACAAUAUCAAAAAAAGUACUAUAGAAAGCCGUGUUGUGUAACGGGUACAACAAAAAUUGUAAACAUUGCCAAAUGCUAGGACUGCAUAAUCAUGACUGGCAUGUCAUUUUUGCCAAAUUGACAAGAGAUAUUGCAAAAUAGAGACAUUGAACUCCCUUUGGAUUGAUAGCUGAAGGUAUGUUUACUCGACAUGGAAUGGCCCACAGCUCAUUUUAUUAGGCCUGUUGCAUGGUUUAGACUGCUACACAUACCAAGCAGGUGUGCACUCUUGUACCUGUUCUGUGGUUUAUACUUUUAGAAUUUCAUGAAGGAGUUUUCUUUACUGCAAAACAAAAUCCCAACUAAAGACUACUGAACUGUUACUAAACAGGGAAAGUAAAAGUUUGAAAGUGGCCUUCAUACAAAAAUAACUACAACAUAUGCCAUAUGUUGAGGACAUGUUAUGCCUCCUUGGCAAUUCAAUAAAGUGUUUUGAUUGUUUGAACUUUCUUCCUUUCCAUUACAUCACAUGAUCCUGGGACACUGAGUUCAAAUCCCUGUGACAUGCACACAGGUAUACAACUCUAAUCCAUCAAACUACCUGGAGUCAGUCAAACAAAGAAGCACAAUUGCAAAAAGAAUAGUGGCCCUAUGGAGACAUCAACAGUAUAAUACAUUCAAUGAAAACAAUGUGUAGUUUAUUUUUAUAAUUUAGUAUUCAUUGCUUCAAUCAACAAUUUGAGACUAUGGCUGCGUCAUUUCUCAAACAAGACAUUAUCUAAUAAAUUAAAUAGGCAUGUGAGAGAAAAGGAAAGCCAAAUGCAGUGCCACCAGCGGUUAGAGAAGUACCAGUAAUAAAUCUGCAACUGCCAAGUCCCCCUGCCUCUAAAACAUGUAUAUCACACUCACACUUCAGCAGGAAGACAGACAUUCACAAACAAACCUGAAGGUACACUGAAUGUGGUUGAAUUAAAUGCAAUUUCACCCAGUUUCCUAUUCAUCAACUGAUCACUGAUUUCUUCCAUACCUGCAUCGUUCGACACUUAAGGCUGUGC
This is a messenger RNA of Osmerus eperlanus (European smelt), 3374 nucleotides long. RefSeq names its product regulator of microtubule dynamics 1 (gene rmdn1). The transcript has 10 exons. The record is from RefSeq and is a predicted model, not a curated record. NCBI's taxonomy places the organism in Eukaryota, Metazoa, Chordata, Actinopteri, Osmeriformes, Osmeridae. The coding region runs from base 137 to 1183 and encodes 348 amino acids. Gene Ontology annotation, cellular component: spindle microtubule; mitotic spindle pole; cytoplasm. Gene Ontology annotation, molecular function: microtubule binding.